Zasmidium cellare ATCC 36951 is the source of this 609-nucleotide messenger RNA. RefSeq lists its product as uncharacterized. Lineage: Eukaryota; Fungi; Ascomycota; Dothideomycetes; Mycosphaerellales; Mycosphaerellaceae. Bases 1 to 609 code for a protein of 202 amino acids. The record is from RefSeq and is a predicted model, not a curated record. The transcript is spliced from 2 exons.
AUGCAUCUUAACAACUGGGUUUACUCUCUGGCUUUGACAGGUCUCGCGAGCUGUCAAACACCACCUGGAUAUCCACAAAGUACUCAUCGAGCCUUGAUCGUGGCCUACGACAACCUCACAAUCACGCCAGACGCUCUCAUCUCACAAAAUGACACCACGCUCGAGCCUCAUAUAUCUCUGCCCCAACACUCUCGCUGCAGAGAAGUCUACAUGCUCCUCAUGUUAGAUCUCUCCCUCCCCACCUCCAACCUCCCUCAAAACCAAACCUACACCUCCGGCAUUGGACAAAACCGUUCCACCUACCUCCACUGGUUCCAAGGAAACCUCACGCACUCCCACCACUCCAACGCUCUCAUUCCUCUGUCCGAUACCGAAACCAUCGCGCCAUAUGUCCCGCCGAGUCCGAAUCCGGGCGAUAUUGCGCAUAUCUAUGCUUUCUAUCUCUUCAAGCAGCCAAAGGAAUUCGUCUUGACGGGUGUGAAUGCCGGGAGAGAUCUCUACCCAACGGUGUCGUAUGAUAGGAUAAGCUUCAGUGUGCAGGAUGUCGCGGAGGAGAAAGGGUUGGAGUUGGUCGCGGGCACGUACUUCAGAGAGCAGACGCCUGCUUGA